Molecule: messenger RNA, 665 nt
Organism: Alexandromys fortis (reed vole)
Lineage: Eukaryota; Metazoa; Chordata; Mammalia; Rodentia; Cricetidae
Product: myosin light polypeptide 6-like
Exons: 1
Coding region: 60-515 (151 amino acids)
Cellular component (GO): myosin II complex
Molecular function (GO): structural constituent of muscle; calcium ion binding
Source: RefSeq, a predicted model, not a curated record
AAGAAAAUUACAUUAGGCCAUUACUGCCGGAAAAGGUCCUGCAGAGCUGAGCAGCCAAGAUGUGUGACUUCACCGAGGACCAGACCGCAGAGUUCAAGGAGGCUUUCCAGCUGUUUGACCGAACAGGUGAUGGCAAGAUCCUGUACAGCCAAUGUGGGGACGUGAUGAGGGCCCUGGGCCAGAACCCUACCAACGCCGAGGUGCUCAAGGUCCUGGGGAACCCUAAGAGCGAUGAGAUGAAUGUGAAGGUGCUGGACUUCGAGCACUUCCUGCCCAUGUUGCAGACUGUGGCCAAGAACAAGGACCAGGGAACUUAUGAGGACUAUGUCGAAGGCCUUCGUGUGUUCGACAAGGAAGGGAAUGGUACCGUCAUGGGUGCUGAAAUCCGGCAUGUCCUCGUCACACUGGGAGAGAAGAUGACAGAGGAGGAAGUGGAGAUGCUGGUGGCGGGUCAUGAGGACAGCAACGGUUGUAUCAACUAUGAAGAGCUUGUCCGGAUGGUGCUGAACAGCUGAGGACAUUUCCAGACCCCGAGCCUGUGCCUUGCCCAGUGUGGGAUCUCCCUGUGGCCCCUCCUAGGCUCCCUUGUCACAGCACCUUGCCAUCUGGUCUCUUCUGGAUGUCUGUCUUCACCAAAUAAAAUUCUCUCUUUGCCCUAAAAAAAA